Cylicocyclus nassatus is the source of this 2048-nucleotide messenger RNA. Lineage: Eukaryota; Metazoa; Nematoda; Chromadorea; Rhabditida; Strongylidae. The record is from the annotation of a GenBank genome assembly.
AUGUCAAGAAUUCUAUUUGCCGUUUUGAUUGGUGCCUGUCAGAACACGUACGAAAUGGGAUACGACUAUCAGCAUGACGUACUGAAAUCGCUGUGCAGGAAAGAUUUCGUGGGAGUCGUUAAAACUAGUUCUCAAACUUGGAGUCCAGGCGGGGACGAGGACCUGGUUGUAUUUCUCGUAACAAUCGUUGCAGCAGUACGAAAUAAGUACAAAAUUCCAUCUAAUGACCUUUUUCGCGUGUUUAUUUAUGGCCUGAAAGGUAGCUUAGAUAUGGACAUUAAAUGGAAUCUGUUCUGGGUAGCAGGCAAUGUGAUACAGAAUGGUACCCACGAUCAAUUCUGGACAAUCAGUAGCAGCGUGCAGGAAGCUGAUAGCAUGGUGAAAAAUUAUGCGGCUGUGAAAGGCUUGAAAUACUACAACGAGCUGAUGAACUAUGUCCUCCCAAAGAAGCUAAAAAAUGACAGUGAAGAUCGAGCCUUAUCAAAGCAGUGCAUAAUAUUGCCCCAGUGUAACAGCAAUGAAUGCUCACUGACUCGGAUAUACCCUUCUGCUCUAACUUUCCUACCGAAAGCGGCAGGCAAUUUGAUAGAAAAAGCUAUAAAUGACUUCGAAAUUCCCGACAUCAAUGCCGUCUUCCCAUUUAAAAACAGCACGGUGAAAUUGACUAUACGUGUGGAGAAUAAGAAGGAGAUCCAACUUCCAACGUUUGUUGGAGAUACAAACGCUGAGCAUGGACUAGUUUUCAGAUCGCAUGGAGGUUUAUUCAGUUUUACAGGCAGUUGGAAAGCAGACUUCAUACUUCCCAACAAAAUUCUUGAUAUCAAUACCACAUCAACAGGUUGGCUAGAAGCGGCCGCGACGGGAUUUAACGUAAAUUUGACUGGAAAGGUCAACUCCCUCGAUGGUCACCUUCAGCUGGAGAUGAGCGAAUGUAAAAUGGAACUCGACAGCUUUGACUACUAUGCGAAUGGCACUGGAUUCAUGCCUGACAUAUUGAAUGUUAUGCGCAGCAUGGUUGAGAAAGUAAUGAAAUUCAGAAUUAGAAAAAUGGUUUGCACUGCAGUAAAAGCUCAACUGAUUCCCACCAAUUUGGUGUUACGAACUCUGCCGCUUCAUUUCCCUCUUUAUGGUUUCCAUAUUAAGUACGCGCUUGAUCAGCCAGCAUAUACGGAUAAUUAUGCGGACCUUAUGGGUUCAUUUAAAGUGACCUACGGCGACGACCAGGUGUGCGAUGCAGCAACAUCAGGGCAGUUUACAGAAGAAGGUUUGGUACCACAAAUGACUACGCUUUGGCUAGACGAAAGCUUAAUGAUGUGCGGUCUCACUGGCAUACAUGAAUCCGGAAUUAUCAGCAUUCCUAUCAACAAGAAGAAUGUUCCAGUAAUUGAAUCUUUCCUGAAAACAAGUUGCUCAUUGCUAUCCGUUUGCAUGGGGAAAUUCUUCAAGAAGCUGAGAAAGGAGUAUCCGAACCAGUACAUUGAAAUGAUGAUGCAAACAACUGAGGCUCCUCACGUCUACAUGACGGCUAAAGACGGUAUCACCAUUGGUGGACAAUUUGCACUCAAUAUGUACAUCGAUCCUAGGGUAAAUAAUACGAAACCUCUUGCCACCAUAAUACUCAAUGGAACCAUGUCUAUUACUCCUAUGAUAGUCAAUCGCAGACUAAGUGCAAAAGUGUCGAACCUUAAGUUCCAUCUGAGACCAGGAUCUUCAGAGAUCGGUGAUAUCACUUUCACCUUCUUAGCAGUAUUUGAAACAAUCUUCUCCAAGGUAACUAAAUUCCUUACCAAUAAUGUUCUGAAAGUUGGCAUUCCAAUCCCAUCAUUUGCCAACGUCACCAUAUCAGAUGCGACAGAAAUCAGUGUAUUCGACAAAUGUGUCCGUGCCAACGUCGGCUUUGAGUUUGAAGCGAUAUAAAUGCAUGGAUGUUUAGUAUAAUUUAUUCAUUCGAGGCGAAGUAAAGAUCAUUUUCGCCAAUUGUCAGUCUAUUUACAUUUCAGCACUGAAUGUACGCGGAUUAGUAAGAUAACCAUGACAAAGUAGCACAU